Molecule: messenger RNA, 3213 nt
Organism: Corapipo altera (White-ruffed manakin)
Lineage: Eukaryota; Metazoa; Chordata; Aves; Passeriformes; Pipridae
Gene: ARCN1
Product: archain 1
Exons: 10
Coding region: 1-1728 (575 amino acids)
Biological process (GO): retrograde vesicle-mediated transport, Golgi to endoplasmic reticulum; Golgi localization; endoplasmic reticulum to Golgi vesicle-mediated transport
Cellular component (GO): COPI vesicle coat; cytosol
Source: RefSeq, a predicted model, not a curated record
AUGGCAACGCUACCCCUCCGGCUGGCCAGAGCGGCCCUGGGGCGCGCGCGCCCCCUGGCGGCGGGGAGGAGUCACCUCCCCGCCCCCCGUGACGACAUUUCCGGGUGCGGACGUGGCGCGGCGCCGCCAUCUUGCGGGGCCGCCCGGGGACCGGACGGACCGAGCGCUGCUCCCGCUGCCGCCGCCGCCGCCGCCAUGGUGCUGUUGGCAGCCGCCGUAUGCACGAAGGCGGGGAAGGCCAUCGUGUCCCGGCAGUUCGUGGAGAUGACCCGCACCCGCAUCGAGGGGCUGCUGGCGGCGUUCCCAAAGCUGAUGAACACGGGGAAGCAGCACACGUUCGUGGAGACGGAGAGCGUGCGGUACGUCUACCAGCCCAUGGAGAAGCUCUACAUGGUGCUGAUCACGACCAAGAACAGCAACAUCCUGGAAGACCUGGAAACACUCCGGCUGUUCUCUAGAGUGAUCCCUGAAUACUGUCGAGCUCUGGAGGAGAAUGAGAUCUCUGAACACUGCUUUGACCUGAUCUUUGCAUUUGAUGAAAUCGUCGCCCUGGGCUACCGCGAGAAUGUAAAUCUGGCGCAAAUUCGGACCUUCACUGAGAUGGACUCGCAUGAGGAAAAGGUGUUCCGGGCAGUCCGAGAGACGCAGGAACGCGAAGCAAAAGCUGAGAUGCGCCGUAAAGCAAAGGAGCUGCAGCAGGCCAGGAGGGAUGCAGAGAGACACGGCAAGAAGGCACCCGGGUUUGGGGGCUUCGGCAGCUCGGCCGUGUCUGGGGGCACGACGGCAGCAAUGAUCACAGAGACCAUCAUUGAGACAGAGAAGCCCAAAGUGGCACCAGCACCAGCCAGACCUUCAGGUCCCAGUAAAGCCUUGAAGCUCGGCGCUAAGGGGAAGGAGGUGGACAACUUUGUGGACAAGCUGAAAUCAGAAGGAGAAAAUAUCAUGACUUCUGUAGGCAAGCGCUCUGCGGAAGCAGCCAAAGUUCUCGCUCCUCCUGUUAACAUGGAGAGUGUGCACAUGAAAAUAGAGGAGAAAAUCUCCUUGACUUGUGGCCGUGAUGGAGGGUUGCAGAACAUGGAGCUGCAUGGCAUGAUCAUGCUGCACAUCUCCGAUGAAAAGUUUGCACGGAUUCGCCUGCAUGUAGAAAACGAAGACAAGAGGGGAGUGCAGCUGCAGACUCACCCAAACGUGGACAAGAAGCUCUUCACUACAGAGUCACAGAUUGGUUUGAAGAACCCAGAGAAGUCAUUCCCUAUUAACAGUGACGUGGGUGUGCUGAAGUGGAGGUUGCAGACCACGGAAGAGUCUUUCAUUCCAUUGACGAUUAACUGCUGGCCCUCAGAGAGCGGGAACAGUUGUGAUGUCAACAUUGAAUAUGAGUUGCAAGAGGAGAGCCUAGAGCUGAACGAUGUGAUCAUCACCAUCCCCUUGCCGUCUGGUGUCGGCACCCCAGUGAUUGGGGAGAUUGAUGGCGAGUAUCGCCACGACAGCCGGAGAAACCUCCUCGAGUGGUGCCUGCCAGUGAUAGAUGCCAAAAACAAGAGUGGCAGCCUGGAGUUCAGCAUAGCGGGGCAGCCAAACGACUUCUUCCCGGUGCAAGUCACCUUCGUUUCCAAAAAGAACUAUUGCAACAUACAGGUUACCAAAGUGACCCAGGUAGACGGGAACAGCCCUGUAAGGUUUUCCACUGAAACCACCUUCCUGGUGGACAAGUACGAAAUCCUGUAAUGCUAGACGUGGGGAAGCGCAAAGGAAGAAAUUUUUUAAAUUAAAACAAAAAAAAGAGACCGACGUUUAUUCUGAAUGUUGGGAACGCCGCAGCCCCCUCUGCUAGGACAUGUGGCUCCGUCUGCCAUCUGCAGCAUUCCUGGGCCACAGACAUUUUUGGAAGAGAAUUGACGUGCUCGUGGGGGGAAAGGCCACAAAUUUCUUUGGCAGAUUUUUACCGGCCGGCAGAAAAGCAAGAUCUCCGCAGAGAGCCUGACUUUGAUGUGUUCCCUCCUCCCCUGGCGACGCCCGGAGCUCAGCCCCAGAGCCGACCAGACAUCGUUCCCUACCCUCCCAAAGCGUCACAUGCUGUUCCGUUGUUGGUGCUUACAUUUUGAUUUCUCCUCGUCCUCCAGCUCUCGUUUCCAUUGAGGAAAGCAGGCACUGAGAGAACGUGUGUGGGGCUGCUGAGCAAGUUGCCCUUGGCCUCAGAGGUGGGGAGAUCGUAGCAGGGGCACAGGGUGGGUAAGAGGGACCAGGGGCUUUGGUCCUUUUGCCCCACAAGGUUACUGCCGUUCCUUGAGCCCUGCUGUGCUGCGAUGGCUCAGCUCCAGGUGCUCUGGCUCCUGCUGCAGGGGGAGAGCUUCCAUAGGGGACUGUGUCCUCGCUGUCUGCCACAGCUGCUCUUGGGCCAGGCUUUGGAGGAGGUUUAGUUAGGUUAGAACCAGCUGCGUGUCCUUUGCAAGGCCCUUUUGGUAUCUGGGGAGGCAGAAUGCUUUUCCUGCCUGGGUAAAAGGAGCUGAACCCGGGUAACUCUGCCUGCUGGUCAGAACAUGUCCCAAAACAGUGUUUGUUCAGCGCUGGCAGGUGGGGGAGAAGGAAACGCUGUUUUCCAGGAAACAUGGGGGCUGAUCUGAGCUGUUCCUCUCCCCACUGCCUCACCAGCAUUAUUUGCCUCAUCUCACAGACCUGUGCUCCCCUCACAACUCAUCUCACCUGUGUGGCUGGAGCCUGUCACAAGUGUCACCUGCCCCCGGGCACACCUCACCUCUGGCCGGAGGGCCUGAGUGUGUGUGUGGAAGGCAAAGGCCCUAGAAGUGCAUGUACUGUGCUCUGUGAGAGACAGCCAGCCUGUCAUGGGCCCCUGGGGUCCUCUGCCAAAGAAGUCCGUGGUCUCUCCUCUGCUGGCAGCACCUGAGAGAGAAAUCAACCCUGGUCCUGUCCUGGGAGGGCAAACCCUCCUCCCUAGCAAAGUAGGCAAUGAAUCCCAGUAACCUGGUCCUGUUCCAGAGCUGCUUGUCUGUAUGAUUUUUAAAAUGGAGUCGAGGCUAGUUCAAGCAUCCAAGGAGCUUUUUUUUUUUUCUUACAUUCGUUGGAGGGUGAUAUUUAAACCGAGCUGAGAUCUCCCCUUUUUGUAACCCCAUAUGAUCCUGGCCUAGGGAAUAGAGCACAUUCCAGUGUACACAGAGAAUACUGAGUCUAAUCAAAUAAAGUACUGUCAAAGGA